AUGGCCUCUAUCGCGCUUCCUUCUCUACUGCGCACGUCUGCCCGUUCGCUCGGGCGGCGGGCUAUCCCCACAAUCUCCCCAGGUUUCGUGCGGGGCGUGUCAACCAAGCACCCGGCCGGUUUUGCACCUCCAACGGAAGAUGAGCUUCUCGAGUUGAGGGAACGGGUGCAAGAUUUUACAAGACGCGAGAUCCCCGCCGAGGUUGCGCAGCGGACGGACGAGCAGAAUAACUUUCCUCCGGAGAUGUGGAAGAAACUUGGCGAUGCUGGUUUACUUGGUGUCACUGCGAACGAGGAGUUUGGUGGUUUGGGCAUGGGCUACCAGGCGCACUGUAUUGUGAUGGAGGAACUCAGCCGAGCUUCAGGAAGCAUUGGCCUCUCCUACGCCGCCCACUCUCAACUCUGCGUCAACCAACUUUCCCUCAAUGGUUCGCCUGAGCAAAAAGCACGCUUCCUUCCAGGUCUGCUGUCUGGAGACAAGAUUGGUGCUCUCGCAAUGUCCGAGCACGGGGCCGGAUCGGAUGUCGUCAGCAUGAAGACUACGGCCAAGUCGGUGGAUGGUGGCUGGGUGUUGAACGGUACCAAGAUGUGGAUCACCAACGGACCUGAUGCAGACUUCAUCGUUGUGUAUGCCAAAACCGAGCCCGACGCAGGCUCCAAGGGUAUCACAGCCUUUGUCGUUGAGAAGGAGUUCAAGGGCUUCUCUUGUGCUCAAAAACUAGACAAGCUGGGCAUGCGUGGCUCAAAUACUGGCGAGCUGGUCUUCGAGGAUGUCUUUGUUCCUCACGCGAACGUCCUUGGCGAGUUGAACCGCGGAGUCAAGGUGUUGAUGGAAGGACUUGAUUUAGAGCGCCUCGUUCUGAGCGCGGGACCUCUGGGUAUCAUGCAAGCUGCCCUCGACCUUGUCCUCCCGUACACUCACGUCCGAAAGCAAUUCGGCACUCCGAUCGCCCACAACCAGCUGAUCCAAGGGAAGCUAGCCGAUAUGUACACCAAGCUCGCUGCCUCGCGGGCCUACACUUACGCUACAGCUCGAGAAGUCGACAAUGGCGCGGCUGCCCCCGGUCAGCUAGUAAUCCGCACCCAGGACUGCGCUGGCGCAAUUCUCUACGCCGCCGAGCGCGCGACGGAAUGCGCACUGGACGCUAUCCAGCUCAUGGGUGGAAACGGAUACAUCAAUGAAAUCUCCGCGGGACGACUCCUUCGCGACGCCAAGUUGUACGAGAUUGGGGCAGGCACGAGCGAGAUUCGGCGGAUGGUUAUUGGCCGUGCCUUUAACAAGGAGUAUGCCCAGUGA
Penicillium argentinense is the source of this 1296-nucleotide messenger RNA. Its product is annotated as isovaleryl-CoA dehydrogenase. Gene Ontology annotation, molecular function: 3-methylbutanoyl-CoA dehydrogenase activity; flavin adenine dinucleotide binding. The record is from RefSeq and is a predicted model, not a curated record. Lineage: Eukaryota; Fungi; Ascomycota; Eurotiomycetes; Eurotiales; Aspergillaceae. The transcript has 6 exons. Gene Ontology annotation, biological process: L-leucine catabolic process. The coding region runs from base 1 to 1296 and encodes 431 amino acids.